AAUACGGUCAUUAACAAUGAGAGUCAAUUUUAUCUAGGGAAUCUUGCUGUAAAUCCUGAGGUGUUUUAUUCUGUCGUGGACACUAGCCUUUUUACUAUUAUGGUUUCAGUCCAAAACCAAGCCAGAAGUUGUGUCACAAUAAGAAUGACCGGACAGGAGUUUGAAAAUUCCGGAAAAGUCGCCUUAAACUCUUUAUCAAUGAACACCACUUCUGAUUGUAAUAUCACAGUCUCCGAAUCGUUUCUGAAUACAGGAAAUAUAUUCUUUGGUAUAAGUGCUGGUGAAUAUGUGGCUUUGAAAUUCUCCAUUACGUCUGCAACUUCAUGGUAUAACUCUGGUAAAUUUAUUUUUUUCGUGGCUCAUGGCGAGAUUGUCAAUUUGCAAAUUUAUUGCCAUGCUGGACCCCGAGAUUUCAAUUCAAUCAGAAAUGAUGGAGUAGUUUGUUUGAACAACACUACCUGGCAGGUAAAUACAAAUGUUGAUGGAAAUGGAUGUGUCGCAUUGGGCUCUGGUGGGCAGUUGUACUUA
Metschnikowia bicuspidata var. bicuspidata NRRL YB-4993 is the source of this 528-nucleotide messenger RNA. RefSeq lists its product as uncharacterized. The transcript is spliced from 2 exons. NCBI's taxonomy places the organism in Eukaryota, Fungi, Ascomycota, Pichiomycetes, Serinales, Metschnikowiaceae. The annotation marks the transcript as partial. The record is from RefSeq and is a predicted model, not a curated record.